UGCUGUUUGUUAGAUAUAAAAUGCUUGGAUGGGUCAGUGCUGACCACAGCACCCGGGAAGUGGCUGAGAGGAGCUGUGCAGAGAGCAGCACUGGCCAUGGGGACAGCAGCCCCAGCCCUUUUGGUACUGCUCAGCCUAAGAGUGACUAUUUGUGAUGCUGAAGACACCUGCUCAGAGGUGAGAAUAGUGGGACUGCGUGAUGCUGACCGACUUGCCAUUCUUCAAGGAUGUCCAGGGAUCCCAGGCAUCUCUGGCCCAAAAGGAGAAGCAGGUCUCCCAGGAACAAAAGGAGAAAUGGGAGACCAGGGAUUACCUGGGAAAGCAGGACCACCUGGUGCAAAAGGAGCAGCUGGAGAGCCUGGCUUCCCAGGACUGAAAGGUAAAUCAUGCUGUCAUGGGAGUACUGGGUGUGGAAGGUGGAGAGCAAUUGAUGGUGUUGUUUAUCCAACAGGAACAAAAGGAGAGCCUGGAUUUCCAGAAAUAUGGGAACCGGGGAACUGCCAAGAACUGUUGGCCAAAGGGAAGAUUUUAAGUGGCUGGUACACAAUCUACCCCCAAGACUGCAAUGCCACCACCGUCUUCUGCGACAUGGACACGGAUGGUGGGGGAUGGAUUGUUUUUCAGAGGCGCUGGGAUGGGUCAGUGAACUUCUUGAGAGAUUGGGAUUCGUACAAAAGAGGCUUUGGCAACCAGCUGACAGAGUUCUGGAUGGGGAAUGACAACAUCCACUUCCUCACCUCACUGGGACCCUGUGAACUCCGCGUUGACCUCAGAGACUUUGAGAACAACUACUAUUUUGCCAAGUAUGCUUCAUUCAGAGUUUUAGGAGAGUCAGAGAAAUACAGACUGGUUCUAGGAGACUUCCUUGGUGGAAACGCUGGGGACUCUUUAUCGUAUCACAGGGACAUGCCAUUUUCAACAACAGAUCAGGACAAUGACAUGAGUUCCUUCAACUGUGCCACAGAAUACAAGGGAGCAUGGUGGUACAAUGACUGCCAUUACUCCAACCUGAAUGGCAUGUACUGGAUGGGUGUGCAUGGGAGCUACGCUGAUGGGAUCAACUGGAAGACAGGUAAAGAAUACCACUACUCCUACAAGCGAACCGAAAUGAAGUUCAGGCCAGUUUAACAUG
Messenger RNA from Onychostruthus taczanowskii (white-rumped snowfinch), 1132 nucleotides. RefSeq names its product ficolin-1-like. The annotation marks the transcript as partial. The record is from RefSeq and is a predicted model, not a curated record. NCBI's taxonomy places the organism in Eukaryota, Metazoa, Chordata, Aves, Passeriformes, Passeridae. The transcript is spliced from 9 exons.